ACAAUCAAAGAAACCAAGAAGAAGAAAAAGAAAUGGCUACACUGGGAGGUGCAAGACUCACCACCUGCAACGAUACCUGCGGCUGCCCUACUCCAUGUCCUGGCGGCCUGUCUUGCAGGUGCGCAACCAGGUCUGACUCUACGACUGCGGCGGACCACAAGAAAUGCUCAUGUGGGGCGCAUUGUGGCUGCAACCCGUGCAGUUGUGCUAGCAAAGUCGUCACCACUGGGGUUGGCAAGGCCUACUGCAAGUGCGGCGACGCUUGCAACUGUGUCUCAUGCGCUGCUUAAAGAAGCUCAACAGCAUCUUCACUGCUGGGAUGUGAAUUAUCAUGUAAUAAAGUUGUUAAUAGACUUCACCUGGUCUGUGUUUUAGAAAUUAAAGACCCUCCAGUGUCCCUAUCACUAUGAAUUUAUGUCUUUGAU
This is a messenger RNA of Fragaria vesca subsp. vesca, 425 nucleotides long. Its product is annotated as EC protein homolog 1-like. The transcript has 2 exons. The coding region runs from base 33 to 290 and encodes 85 amino acids. NCBI's taxonomy places the organism in Eukaryota, Viridiplantae, Streptophyta, Magnoliopsida, Rosales, Rosaceae. The record is from RefSeq and is a predicted model, not a curated record.